CAUUUCUCGAGACGGGAAAUUUCCAGAAAUCACGGGGCGAUAACAUAAACAAGGAUAUUGCUGGAAUUAGACAGAACCUAGUUGCGCAAAGAUAGCUGUUGGAACACUACAGAGCUUUCAAAAUGGUGAAGGAAACAAAAUUCUACGAUGUAUUGGGAGUGAAACCCAAUGCGACAGCGGACGAAAUCAAAAGAGCUUAUAGAAAACUCGCCCUCAAAUAUCAUCCAGAUAAAAAUCCCACAGAAGGAGAGAAGUUCAAACAAAUCAGUUUAGCAUAUGAAGUGCUGUCAGAUGCGAAGAAACGCGAGGUAUACGACCGCGGUGGUGAAGAAGCUAUCAAAGGUGGUGGAGGGGGCGAUUUUGAGAUGCACAAUCCUAUGGACAUUUUCAACAUGUUUUUUGGCGGUGGUAGCCGAAGGGAAGGCAAACGGAAAAUGAAAGACAUUGUGCAUCAGUUAGAAGUGAAAUUAGAGGAACUGUACAAUGGUGCCACGAGAAAAUUGGCAGUGAAUCGAACAAUCAUCUGUGACAAAUGUGAAGGCCGAGGGGGGAAAGAGGGUGCUGUUGAACAGUGCUCAACAUGUAACGGUCGGGGUGUGCAGGUGAGGAUAAGCCAGCCUGGCCCGGGGAUGGUGCAGCAGAUACAGUCUGUGUGCCAUGACUGUCAGGGUAAUGGGGAACGCAUCACUAAAUACAGGUGUAAAACCUGCCAGGGGAGGAAAACAGUCAAGGAUAGGAAGGUGGUAGAGGUGCAUAUAGACAAAGGUAUGAGGGAUGGCCAGCAAAUUAGGUUUAGUGACAUGGGAGAUCAGGAGCCAGGUGUAGAGCCCAGUGACAUCAUCAUUGUCCUGGAUGAACAGGAGCAUCCGGUGUUCAAGCGUCGGGGGAAGGAUUUGAUCAUGAACAUGGAGAUUCAGCUGGUGGAGGCACUGUGCGGAUUUCAGAAGUCUAUAGAGACUUUGGAUAAAAGACAGUUGAUCAUCACAGCCGUAAAAGGGGAGGUAAUUCGACCAAAUGCUCUGAAGUAUAUUGAAGGCGAAGGAAUGCCGGUGUACAAAGAUCCUUUCAACAAAGGACGGCUCAUUAUUUCAUUCCAAGUGAAGUUCCCCAAGACAUUUCCUGUGGAGAAGAUUCCCAAGUUGGAAGCUAUUCUCCCGAAACGCGAGGAGAAUAUUAUUCCAGACGUAGCAGAAGAAUGCGUUCUGGUGGACUAUGACCCUUCUAUGGAUCGCGAUCGUCAUCGGCAAGAAGCCUACGAUUCGGACGAUGAUGGACCAUAUGGAGGUCAAAGAGUACAGUGUCAAUCUCAUUAACAUAGGUCAAGGUCAUCUAAAGUUUGGUUAUCAGUCUACGUUGUAGACGUUAAAAUGUCUUACAGAAUGAACUGUGCUGGUGAGUGUGCGAGAGUUUAACCACCCCUGUUCUGAAAAUGGAACGGUCCAGUUUAAAUCAUACAUGUGUGUAUAUGGCGGUCAUAGAUACACCCAUUGUGCAGACGAAAAGUGCCAUGGGAAGUUCUUAGCAAAUGAGUUGUUGAAAAAUAUUUUCAGCAGGGUCUUGCAUGUUUGUUGCAGAAAUAAAAUUCAAGUGCAAAAUAAGAAGCAGUAAAGAUGAAGAUUUAUUAUUAUAAUGUAGCUACUGUGAUGAGUAGACUGGCUUUCAGUCGCAGGUUCCAUUUUGUGGAUGUUGCUCUAAAAGAACACAAAUGUAAAUUGAAAUGAUAUCUAGGUACAUGUAGUCCAGAGUUAAUUAAUUUUUGUUAAAUGAAAAGCAUUUGUAGGCGCAAUAUCUGUAUGAUGUGUUGCUAUCAAGUACAUGUUAUUUAACAAAAAUAUAUUUCAUGUUCAGAAAAUUUGAGAGAAUGUUUUCUGUUGAUCUCUCAACAUAAUUACUACAUUAAAAUUGUUUGGCUGUACAGUACUUGUAGUCCAUAUUAAAAGGAUAACAUUAUGUUGUAAAAUCGCUGUAAGAUUGAAAUUGCCCACCGACAGCAACAUGUCUUCAGAUGUACCAUUGUAACCAGUUGGUAUCAGCUGUAACUAUCUUGGCAACAUGUGGCUUUUGACAGUUGAACCUGCACAUUAUGCUGUUGUUUUCUCAAAGCAGUUGAAGACUAUAUCAGUUGUAACUACAUUAAUUGUAACUACCAUGGAAACAUGUCUUUCUGUAAUUAAAUGCUCAAAAUAUGAUACUCUUCCUCAAAGCAGUCGGGGCUAAAUUAAUUGUAACUACUUUGGCAACAUAUGGCUUUUGUCAAUAAAGCCUGUAGGCUAUGCCCUUGUUUCACAUUGGACUUUUAGACUAAAUCAGUUGUAACUACCUUGGCAACAUAUGGCUUUUGUCAAUAAAGCCUGUAGGCUAUGCCCUUGUUUCACAUUGGACUUUUAGACUAAAUCAGUUGUAACUACCUUGGCAACAUAUGGCUUUUGUCAAUAAAGUCUGUAGGCUAUGCCCUUGUUUCACAUUGGACUUUUAGACUAAAUCAUUUAUAACUACCUUUGCAACAUACGGCUUUUGACAGUUCAAUCUUCUACAGACUAUGUCAUCAUAUGAGUGAAAAGUGGUUAACUACCACAUCAAGCCCCAAACAUACAUAUAAAGCAGACAAUGCACCUGUUUAACAAAGUGGUUCUAGGCUAAAUUGCUUGUAACUACGUGUACCUUGGCAACAUCUGGCUUUUAUACAUUUUUAUGCAACAGUCAUGUCCCAACAAAGCAGUCACUGCUUAAGUUGAUUGUAACCAUAGUAACAUGGCUACAUAUGCCUUUGGACAAUUAUAUUUCCAGACAGUGGUGGAAAUGUCAUGCUAAGUUGGAGUAGUAUUGUCCGCACAUACUAGCUGUAUGUAAAUAGAUCUUGGUUUUUGACUAUGAUAUUGUUUGUUUUUGGACCAAACUAUGUUUUACAAUCCUUACAAGACUUGGAAAACUUUCUGAUUGUAAACAUACCUUUUGUGAGCCUGUGUAUCAUCUGUCAUGCCUGUUUAUAGAUCUGUUCCCAUCUGGGCAACGUUAUUUUGCAAGGAUACAUUUGCAGAUGUAGAUCUUGGGCUACCUGUCAAAGGGAUCAUAGCUGUUAAGGUGACAAAUUGUGCACAAAUCCUACAACCGUCUACGUUCCAUUUUAAAAAUGAGUUCCAUCAGUUUGUCUAAGCAGCUUUAAGAUGGUUGUACAUUCACAGUUCUAGGCUGUAAUUGAUUGUAAUGACAUUUGGUUUGUACUGUGAGUUUAUCUCGUGUUUGAAAGAAAUGAAAAAUCAGAUUGAUAUUGCAACUGACAAGAGUACAGAUAAAAAAGUAAUUAGUGAUCCUACUGAUUUACAAUCAGUUAUGGCUAACAAUCCCAUUGUGCAUGUGGCGCCAGAAAAAUAAAUGUUUUUAAGUUCAGUUUGGAAAUAUGUAAGCAUUUAAUAAUAAGUACAUAUUGACCAUGUUGACAUUGUAUAUGGAUAGACCUAAGGUGGAACUAUUGUGGAACUAUACCAUAUUGAUGGUGACAUUGUAAAAGGUAGACCUAAGGUGGAACUAUUGUGGAACUAUACCAUAUUGCCUGUGAUACGUACUCUUUACAGCUUAUUUAGUUCACAAACUUCAUUCUUGAGAUUUAUAAAUCUAGAAGAGUUUACCAUUACAGAACUAACUGAGGCUGAUUUCACAAAACCAUUUCUCACUUGUGUCAGAAUUUAGAAUCACUUCACAGAGGUACUGGAAGUUGAUAGUUUGCUACAUUUGUCUCAAGGUGACAUUUUUGAUGAGAUCAACUUUCAAUUUGUAGGACCCAGAAAUAAUCUCUAAAACUGUAUGUUGAAUCUGGACUCGAGUCAUAAAUAGCUUUGUGAAAUUGGCCUCGGAUCUUUUACGUUAGCAGUUUCUCCUCUGACUUUCAGUAUCACAGAUAGUCACACCUUUGUUAUUUUUGUAAGAGCUUGGAUUCCACUCAGACAUACCUUAAUUGCUCUGUUUCACACCUUCAUAGUUUUAUCUUUCAUGCUAGCGUUAAAUAGUUUGGAGACGUACCGUUCAUAAAUGAGAUGUUUUUUCUAUUUUGUUUUUUCUUCCUAUUCCUAACAUUUCUUGCAUUAGACCUCCAUCCAUAGUCAUUCAUAUAUGUAGAUGUAUUGUUUUUUCAAGCAGGGAUUUUUUUCCAGUAUUUUUCCAGUAUUUUUUUUUUCCAGGUAUUCAAUAAAUCACCGAUUGGCUAAGUAUUGUAUAUGUAGUAUUCAGAGUCUUUUAACUGUUCUAUUAAAUAUUACAUUGCGUAUUGAAUUGAUCAUUAUUACAUUGCGCAUUGAAUUGAUUAUUAUUACACGGCGUACUGAUUGAUCAUUAUUUAGGAA
Liolophura sinensis is the source of this 4337-nucleotide messenger RNA. RefSeq names its product dnaJ homolog subfamily A member 1-like. Lineage: Eukaryota; Metazoa; Mollusca; Polyplacophora; Chitonida; Chitonidae. The record is from RefSeq and is a predicted model, not a curated record. Gene Ontology annotation, biological process: protein folding; response to heat. Gene Ontology annotation, molecular function: Hsp70 protein binding; ATP binding.